Molecule: messenger RNA, 1143 nt
Organism: Chanos chanos (milkfish)
Lineage: Eukaryota; Metazoa; Chordata; Actinopteri; Gonorynchiformes; Chanidae
Gene: mettl6
Product: methyltransferase 6, methylcytidine
Exons: 5
Coding region: 195-1064 (289 amino acids)
Source: RefSeq, a predicted model, not a curated record
CAGUAUUUUGUCUUUCUUUUUAAAGAGGAAUACUGUUUUGUUUUCCAAAAUUCCAUUAAAUGGUUUAUCUUGUCACUUGCUUAGUUUUGGUAGAUUUUACCCAGUUGUCGAGUGUUCGUAAUCAUGUUUAAAAUGAGAUGUCCAACGUCUAGCUAGUAAUUUUUUAGAUUUGCUGUAGCAGUAGCACACUGACAAUGGCACAACCAUGUAAACAGACCUCAGUGGAGUCAAACACUUUGUUGGCCAUAUCGACAAAUGGCCAAAUAAAAGAAUUAAAUGUGAGGACAUUGACUGAGGAGGAGUUGGAGAAACUUAAAAAUGACCGGGUUUUAGUGUCAGAGUUCAAGCAGCAGAAGCUCGAGAAGGAGGCUCAGAAAAACUGGGAUUUAUUUUACAAAAGAAAUACCACAAACUUCUUUAAGGAUAGGCACUGGACCACCAGAGAGUUUGAGGAACUGAAAGCGUGCCGAGAGUUUGAGUCACAGAAGCUGGUACUUCUGGAGGCUGGCUGUGGUGUGGGAAACUGCAUUUUUCCUCUUCUGGAGGAGGACCUCAACAUCUUUGUCUAUGCAUGUGACUUCUCACCUCGGGCUGUUGAAUUUGUGAAGCAAAACCCUCUAUACUCUACUGAGCGAUGUCUGGCCUUUCAGUGUGACUUAACCAAAGAUGAUCUUCAGGCCAACAUCCCAACAGCAAGCGUUGAUGUGAUCACACUCAUAUUUGUGUUGUCUGCUAUUCAUCCUGACAAGAUGCAACAAGCUCUGGAGAAUCUUUGUAAGGUUUUAAGGCCAGGUGGGGUGGUCUUAUUCCGAGAUUACGGUCUUUACGACCAUGCCAUGCUUCGCUUUAAAUCUGGGAAUAAGCUCGGGGAGAAUUUUUAUGUGAGGCAAGAUGGAACCAGGUCCUUUUUCUUCUCCAGAGAGGAUCUGGCCAGUUUGUUUGAAAAGGCCGGAUUCCAGACUGUGGUGAAUGAAUACGUGCUGCGGGAGACCGUCAACAAGAAAGAGGGACUGUGUGUCCCUCGUGUUUUCCUCCAGAGUAAAUUUAGAAAGCCACCUAAUUAAUAUGUUCCUGUGCAGCCCCCGCGCUGAUCAUUUUUAAAGUGUCAGAUAUGGAAGGAGGCCUUAGGAGGAAAAAAAAACC